GCCAAACUAAAGCUAAGAGACCUAUCCAGCAGGCGAGACCAGAACCUGGACCUGGACCUGAACCUAAACGCAGCUGUGUGUCCAUGAGCAGUGACUGGUCUAUGGAUAAACCACCUGUUCAGUUCAAGGAUGGACACCACUCUGUUGAUAAUGGAGUCCACCAGCAUCACUCAGAGGUUCCCAAUGGUCAGGCUGCCCAGGAGCAUCAAACAGACCUGAUCUCCAUAUUUACGAUGCUUGAGGAGAAUAUUGUCACCUUUGUGAAGAACGAGCUGAAAAAAAUCCAGAGGUCUCUGAGUCCAGAUUAUCCAGAAUGCUUAGAGAGGCAGAGGGAGGAUGAGGAGGUGUUGGAUAGCGAGGAGGAAGAGCAGCGGAGGAGCAGCAGAGAUGCUUUUCUGCAGAUCACACUGCACUUCCUGAGGAGGAUGAAGCGGGAGGACCUGGCUAACCGUCUGCAGAGCAAAACUCUCACAGGGUGCCAACGGGAACUCAAAUCCAAUCUGAAGAAGACGUUUAAGUGUUUGUUUGAGGGUAUUGCUAAAACAGGAAACCCAACACCUCUGAAUCAGAUCUACACAGAACUGUACAUCACAGAGGGAGAGAGUGGAGAGGUCAAUCACGAACAUGAGGUCAGACAGAUUGAAAAAGCAUCCAGGAAACCAGCCAGACCAGAAACACCAAUCAGAUGUGAGGACAUCUUUAAACCCUUACCUGGAAGAGAUCAGCCAAUCAGAACAGUGAUGACAAAAGGUGUGGCUGGCAUCGGGAAAACAGUCUUAACACAGAAGUUCACUCUGGACUGGGCUGAAGACAAAGCCAACCAGCAUGUGCACUUCACAUUUCCAUUCACUUUCAGAGAGCUGAAUCUGCUCAAAGGGAGAAAGUUUAGCUUGGUGGAACUUCUUCAUCACUUCUUCACUGAGACCAAAGAAGCAGAAAUCAGCAGGUUUGAGCAGUUCCAGGUUGUGUUGAUCUUUGAUGGUCUGGAUGAGUGUCGACUUCCUCUGGACUUCAAGAACAACCAGAUCCUGACUGAUGUUACAGAGUCCACGUCAGUGGACGUUCUGCUGACAAACCUCAUCAAAGGGAAACUGCUUCCCUCUGCUCGCCUCUGGAUAACCACACGACCCGCAGCAGCCAAUCAGAUCCCCUCUCAGUGUGUUGGCAUGGUGACAGAGGUGAGAGGCUUCACUGACACACAUAAAGCACAAUACUUCAGGAAGAGGUUCAGAAAUAAGGAGCAGGCCAGCAAAAUCAUCUCCCACAUCAAGACAUCACGAAGCCUUCAUAUCAUGUGCCACAUCCCAGUCUUCUGCUGGAUCACUGCUACAGUUCUGGAGGACGUGUUGAAAACCAGUGAGGGAGGAGAUCUGCCCAAGACCCUGACCGACAUGUAUAUCCACUUCCUGCUGGUUGAGGCCAAAGUGCAGAAUGUCAAGUAUCAUGGCAGGGCUGAGACAGAUCCACACUGGACUCCAGAGACCAGGGAGAUGAUCCUGUCUCUUGGAAAACUGGCUUUUGAGGAGCUGGAGAAAGGCAACCUGAUUUUCUAUGAAGCAGACCUGACAGAGUGUGGCAUUGAUAUCACAGCAGCCUCAGUGUACUCAGGAGUGUUCACACAGAUCUUUAAAGUGGAGCGUCAACUGCACCAGGACAAAGUUUUCUGCUUUGUCCAUCUGAGCAUUCAGGAGUUUCUGGCUGCUAUUUAUGUCUUUCUGACAUUCAUCAACUCUGGAGUCAAUCUGCUGUCAGAGGAACAAUCAAACUCCCAUCUAAAACACCUUUAUCACAGUGCUGUGGACAAGGCCUUACAGAGUCCAAAUGGACACCUGGACUUGUUCCUUCGUUUCCUCCUGGGUCUUUCCCUGCAGAGCAAUCAGAGUCUCCUACGAGACCUGCUGACAAAGACAAGGAGUCAUUCACAGACCAAUCAGGAAACAGUCCAGUUCAUUAAGGAGAAGAUCAGGGAGAAUCCCUCUCCAGAGAGAAGCAUCAACCUGUUCCACUGUCUGAAUGAGCUGAAUGACCAUUCUCUAGUGGAGGAGAUCCAACACUACCUGAGUUCAGGAUGUCUCUCCACAGUCAAACUCUCCCCUGCUCAGUGGUCAGCUCUGGUCUUCAUCUUAUUGUCAUCAGAGGAAAAUCUGGAUGUGUUUGACUUGAAGAAAUACUCUGCUUCAGAGGAGGCUCUAAUGGGACUGCUGCCACUGGUCAAAGCCUCCAAUAAAUCUGUGCUCAGUGUGUGUAAGCUGUCAGAGAGAAGUUGUGCAGCCCUGGCCUCAGUUCUCAGCUCCCAGUCCUCUAGUCUGAGAGAGCUGGACCUGAGUAACAACGAGCUGCAGGAUUCAGGAGUUAAGCUGCUCUCUGCUGGACUGGAAAGUCCACACUGUAAACUGGAGACUCUCAGGCUGUCAGGCUGUCGGCUGACGGAGGAAGCCUGUGCUUCUCUGGCCUCAGCUCUGAGCUCCAAUCCCUCCCAUCUGACAGAGCUGGACCUGAGUUACAAUCAUCCAGGAGCCUCAGGAGUGAAGCUGCUCUCUGCUGGACUGGAGGAUCCAACCUGGGGACUGGAAACUCUCAGGGCGGACCAUGGUGGCAAGCAGUGGUUGAAACCAGGUCUGAGGAAGUAUGCCUGUGAAGUCAAACUGGACACAAACACAGGACACAGAGACCUGGUCCUGUCUGAGGACAACAGGACGGUGACAAUGAAAGAGGAGCAGCCAUGUCCUGAUCACCCCGAGAGGUUCGACGUCUGCAAACAGAUCCUGUGUAGAGACGGCCUGACCGGUCGCUGCUACUGGGAGGUCGAGUGGACAGGAAAGGUGUCUGUAGCAGUGACCUACAGAGGGAUCAGGAGGAGAGGCAACAGUGCUGACUGUGAGCUUGGAUGUAAUGACAUGUCCUGGAUUCUGGAGUGCUAUGAUGGUGGUUUCGCCGCCUGGCACAAUAAGAAAGGAGCAGACAUCCCCGUCCCGGCCUCCUCUAACAGAGUGGCGGUGUAUCUGGACUGGGCUGCUGGCUCUCUGUCCUUCUACAGCGUCUCCUCUGACACACUGAUCCACCUCCACACCUUCAACAACAAAUUCACUGAACCUCUGUACCCGGGCUUUGGCUUUGGCUUUGGCUUUGAGGCAUCUUACUCCUCAGUGUCUCUGUGUCAGAUUUGAGGAGCGAGAGUCGCCUACUGGGUGGGUUACGCACACACCAAGUAAAACAGAAUAAACUCAAAGUAAAUAAUAAAUGAAUCCAUAGACCUCCACAUUAAAGAGGAUUUUUUUUCAGCUGAUGGAUGGAUUCUUAUUAUAAAAAUAUAGAACUUUUUCAUAGGAGGAAAAAAUCUCAGCGACAGUCUGAUUCAUGCUAACUUUGAGAAAAUACCAAGUCCUUUCUAGUCUCUGCUUGGUCCAAUACCAAAUGGCAACGUUCACUACAUGAACUUAAUGCUGAAUUAGGUCACCAUGUGAGGCGAAGGUUUUCUGCUGUCAUGGCUUUGUGUUUGAUAUCUGCCCCUAUGGCUCUUAAUGUUUGUAUUCAUAUUUCUAGGACCUUUUCAUAGAGACCUAGCCUGCUCUCCGAAAUGCAGUGACUUGUUAAAUAUAUUUUUCCCAUUUCCAACCUUUGAUAUUUUAUUUUAGACAUAUAAUAUUCUUUUAUAAUAGGUCAGUGUUUCUAAUAGCCGAGUCGAAAUCCUGCUGAAUCUUGUAAAAAAUCAGUUUAAAGCUGAGUCAGUCACGGGCUGUUUGACACCAGGACAGCGGUGCUCCUACAUUACCAGUAUGUUAUUUAUUAAAAUAUGGAUAGGAGGCAUUCAGAGAAGAUACUUUAUUCUCGCCAAAUACUGCACCCGUUAGCAUAACUUGCAGUUCCAAGGCAAAUGUAUUUACUUUCUUGCUUCCUUUCAUUUGGCUAUUACUGAUGAGACAGUAAUGAUGUGCAGGCAGUGCUCAUGGGAGUAGUAGUAUCAUGAACUAUCAUACUGGAAUGUGAUACUACCCGUUGAAAUAAGUUCAGGUUCUGUUAAUUAGAAUGAUUUUUUUUAAAGGAAAAUGCCACACAGCAAAGGCUGGCAUGUAAUUCUACCCACAUUUGGCGGGUGGGUGGGGAUUAAUGUCAAGCUCUGAUUGUGAUGAUGAGACAAGUGUGUUAUCGCUCUUGUUCCUUCUUUACACAGUCAAACUAGCUUAAGUGACUUUGCUCGGCUUUGUGAAGCCCACACACGGCUUGGCAGAAUUCACCAACUGUCCAAUGAGCAUCAAAGCUCAAUAUGCUCUCAUGCGGCUUGGAGCGCUCAUUACCACUUGUGGCUAUAUUUACUCUUACUAUAGGAUGAUAAGUUACGUUAUCCUCUAUCCAGAUUUCCACAGGGAAAUUUGAUCUCUGCAUGUGACCUGUCCUCCUUAUUAGGAGCAGUGGGCAGCAACUGUGUAGCACCUGGAGACCAAAUUCAGUUCAAUCCCCGUGUCUUGGUCAAGGAUACUAAGAGGAAAAUUAACCUAACAUACAUGUUUUUGAUGAUGGAGGACACUGGAGCACCCACAAAACCCACGCAUACAUGGAGAGAACAUGCAGAGUCCACGCACUGUGCCACUUUCAUAAGUUUGUUUUCAGAAGGUAUUUAUUUUUGUCAUUAGUUAGUUGAACUACAGUUAUAUAACUCUUAAUUCCCAUACUGCACUCGCAUAAAACUCUAUCAACUCUAUAAAGUCUGUAUGGUCAUUAAAUGCAUAAUGUUUGUUUUUUAAACAUAUGAUAAUAGGAACCUGUUUUUCUGCAAAUUUUUGGUGAAAACUAGUUUGUAAACUACUAGCUAGCUAAAGUCCACUAACUAACAUAAAUGGUCCAUGUAUUUUAAAAUGCAAAGCGAGA
Messenger RNA from Myripristis murdjan (pinecone soldierfish), 4866 nucleotides. Its product is annotated as NLR family CARD domain-containing protein 3-like. The record is from RefSeq and is a predicted model, not a curated record. NCBI's taxonomy places the organism in Eukaryota, Metazoa, Chordata, Actinopteri, Holocentriformes, Holocentridae. Gene Ontology annotation, molecular function: protein binding. The transcript is spliced from 9 exons. The coding region runs from base 84 to 3167 and encodes 1027 amino acids.